This is a messenger RNA of Cryptotermes secundus, 4803 nucleotides long. It is a transcript of the gene Gbeta13F, whose product is annotated as guanine nucleotide-binding protein G(I)/G(S)/G(T) subunit beta-1. The transcript is spliced from 9 exons. The coding region runs from base 324 to 1355 and encodes 343 amino acids. The record is from RefSeq and is a predicted model, not a curated record. Gene Ontology annotation, cellular component: cytoplasm; heterotrimeric G-protein complex. Lineage: Eukaryota; Metazoa; Arthropoda; Insecta; Blattodea; Kalotermitidae. Gene Ontology annotation, molecular function: signaling receptor complex adaptor activity; protein binding. Gene Ontology annotation, biological process: G protein-coupled receptor signaling pathway.
UUUCGGUGCAGUUGGCAGUGGGGUGUGGCGGUGGUUGGUGCAGAUAUGAGUACACCUUGUGGACUGAUGAUAUUGUGAUCGUGGCGUAGAUUUGAGCGUCACCUGUGAAGAGAAACACUUCCAGGAUUCGAACGGAGUACACCCAUAGGAUGAAGGCGCACAUAGGAUUGUUAGAGGAAGUGUUUGCUGUGUUUAGGAAUGCCCAGUGAAUUGAACAGUUGAAAGAGGCUAGAUAGUGCGUAGGCAGAGUAAGGCCAGAAGACACUCCGAACUGUUGGUGCCCUUACUCUGCUCCUGUCCGAUCCCGUGCGUGUUGAGCAAGUAUGAAUGAGUUGGACAGCCUGCGGCAGGAAGCAGAAACAUUAAAAAAUGCUAUACGAGAUGCAAGGAAAGCGGCAUGUGACACGAGCCUGGUGCAGGCGACCAGCAACAUGGAACCCAUUGGUCGGAUACAGAUGCGCACGCGGCGGACACUCAGGGGCCACCUUGCCAAGAUCUACGCCAUGCACUGGGGUUCAGAUUCAAGUGUUUGCAGGAACUUAGUGUCUGCCUCACAAGAUGGGAAGCUGAUCGUGUGGGACAGUUACACCACCAACAAAGUGCACGCCAUUCCCUUGAGAUCAAGCUGGGUCAUGACCUGUGCCUAUGCCCCCUCUGGCAGUUACGUUGCUUGUGGGGGGCUCGACAACAUCUGUUCGAUAUACAGCUUGAAGACGAGAGAAGGCAACGUGCGUGUGAGCCGAGAGUUGCCGGGCCACACGGGCUACUUGUCCUGCUGCCGCUUCCUGGAUGAUAAUCAGAUAGUGACCAGUUCAGGAGACAUGUCAUGCGCAUUGUGGGAUAUUGAGACUGGUCAGCAGUGCACCUCGUUUAUGGGGCACACGGGUGAUGUGAUGUCCCUCUCUCUGUCGCCUGACAUGCGCACUUUUGUGUCAGGGGCAUGUGAUGCCUCUGCAAAGCUGUGGGAUAUCAGGGAAGGUUCAUGCAAACAGACAUUCCCGGGUCAUGAGUCGGAUAUUAACGCCGUUACUUUCUUCCCAAAUGGAUAUGCAUUUGCGACGGGGAGCGAUGAUGCUACAUGCCGCCUGUUUGACAUCCGUGCAGACCAAGAACUAGCCAUGUAUUCACAUGACAACAUUAUCUGUGGCAUAACAUCUGUAGCAUUCUCCAAGUCAGGUCGGCUCCUGCUCGCCGGCUAUGAUGAUUUCAACUGCAACGUGUGGGACUCCAUGAAAACAGAGCGUGCAGGCAUUCUGGCGGGCCACGACAACCGGGUAAGCUGUCUGGGUGUGACAGAGGAUGGCAUGGCAGUAGCAACUGGUUCAUGGGACAGCUUCCUACGAAUCUGGAACUAAAGGAACCACAAGAUACCCAGGCAUAUGAAUUCUGCAAGGAGAUUGGAGCCAAGAGCCAAGCAAACAUGAAUAUCAACAUUUAACAUAGAAUUUUAUGAGAAUUUUUUGAUGACACUUGGAGAGAAAGAGAGAGAGAGAUGUGUGGAUUGAGGAAGCCCUGUUUUUGUGUAGAAGCGGGUAGUAGCCAUUUCGUUUUGAAUCAGCUGGUUUUGCAUUGGCAUGCAGCAUCGUGCACUCCCUGUUGGAUGGUGCCAUUUGGUUGGUUGCCAUGCUGCCAUUUCUGCAGGGUUCUGAAGUCAAUUUGACAUCUUUUCAACAAAACCUUUUUAAGAGAACAAAUUUGUGAACAAAAUUGUUUCAAUACAACUUUCUGGGUGUUUGAUGGUUGUGAAAAGUUACAGAUAUCUGAGGAUUUAAAUUCUGGUUGUCAUAACAGAGUGAUAUGGGUUGGUUCCAGUUAUUGCGAAUAGUUCUCAUUCUUACAUACUGAUAUCCGGGGUGACCAUUUGUUUGACUGCUCCUGCUGUUGCUUGUAGUUACUUGUUUUGUUGCAUUGGAAUUUUUAUGUGUCAAUUUUGGUUGAUUCUGGGCUGAGCUAAUCACUCAUUCCUGUCGCAUUCUGCAAGUGGUAUAGACUUGCUACUGUGGGCCGCUGUAGAAUGGUAUUUUGAGGGCAAGAGAAUGCUGAACCAGGCAGAAAUGUUCAAUGCCACUUGCAACAUUGACCAGAACUGUAAAACUCCAGCUUUAAAACUGAAUAGUUAAUAAUGUGCAAUUUUUUGAACCAGAAAGGCAUUUCAUUGUGUUUCUAUAUUAUGCUUCUAUUCCAUAAUUUUGAUCAUCCUCAGUGCAUUGUUUGCAACAUUGACAGAGCAAGGGAGUGAUGCGCACCACCCUCUCUGCUGUCUGCAUGGUGGGCAGCAUGAGAGAGUCAACAUGAUUUAAUCUAGUCACAAGUACCGACACGAGCCAAUGUUGCCGAAAAUGUUCUGCUCCCUUUGCCCACCCCCCACCCCCCACCUCACGGGCCAGGAGGCACAUAUUGUUGGUUCCAUCUCGGAAAGCCGCUCUGGGUCAUGGGAAUGUUGGAAUUUGUAUUGUCAAAAAAAGGGACCACAUGGGUACGAUGAGACUAGAUCAUGAAGUUAGAAAAGGCUUGAAUGAUUUAUUAUUAUUAUGAUUAUUAAGUAAGAAAUUUCAUUAUGCACAUUGUGCCACAGUUUUCAAAUCAUUAAACAUACUUUUGAAAAAAAUAAAAAUUACUGCCAUAUGUUUUGACUUUCAUAUUACAAUAUAUAACUAUGUAUCUGCACGGUAUAUACCACGAAAGUGGAAUUGUGGGAAAUGUAGGUUUCGUUAGAAAAGUUAGCAUCAUUUGCUUUUUGUAUGUAGUCGUGUGACAUGAGCUGAGAACAACAACUCCCACCCGAAGCAUCCCGCCGCCCGUCACAUGCGGUACUUCCGUAAGCUUCGAGUUGAUUCUAUAAGAAAUAAACUAAAACUGGGUGUUGUGCUAGAUUUUAAAAUUUUCUUCAACAUUUUCCACUUUGGGUUCAGUAUACAAUUGGGGGUGUGUAAUUGUGGUAGAUGUGUGCAUAGAUGCGGCGGCCACAUUGCCAACCGCGAAUCUUAUCCAGAGUUCACAUUGGUUAAGGUUAACUUUUCUUUCUGAACAUGAAACGCUUAUAAUAUGGUUGGACAAAAAAUGAAACUAUAAAGUGCAAAUUACCUUGCUAGUUGUACGGAUUUUUUCAAAGCAUAAUAUCAAACACUUGCUUCUGAGGAAAUGUUAAAGCCACGACCUCAUAUCCCUGCUUUAAAUGAAAGCAUUUUUCAAUAUAAUUACAAGAACUUUGUAAAAAAAAAUUAAACCUCACCUUUCCUGUUUACUUUUUCUGGGGGGGGGGNGGGAGAAAACAGAAGAAGAUUUGGAGUAUCAGCCUUCAUAAUCAGCUUUUGAAUGUAUGAAUUUAAGGGCUGUAAGCAACCCAUCCCCCUUACCAGUUUUAAUACAGCGAGGUUACUCUGUAGUCCCCCUCCAGUAGACUUAGAGUAGGGGUGUGUGUGCGUGUUGUCUACAUACACAGUAUUUUCUAAAUGUUUGUAAAAGAAGAAUAUAAGUCCGUGUGUAUGUCUGAGAGGAAGCUGCGUAUCUUAUUUUGGAGAAGAGAGUGGUGCAAGUUUAUCAGUUCACCCACAUGCUCGGAAAAUCUCUAGCAAGAAAUGACAUUUUUAUUUUCAGUGUGUUGCUUGAGAUUACUGGCAGCUUGGCUGCAUGUGGCUGAUCUCUUUGAUAGGCCUAGCCAAGUACAGCCAGAUUCUCUACAGUCUAAUCAAAGAAGAGAGAAAUCACCAGCGACCUCUGUUGAAUAUGUGAGUUGCAUUCACAGAAAAUCACUAGCUUGUUUGUGUGAAUGGAAUUUAAAAGAGAAAUAUCAAUAUUAUGAGCAAAGCCAAGCGAUCACAUCCUAUGAAGCAUUUUUUUAUAUUGAUAUAUUCUUUGUGAAACAAGUAUGGAUUACUUAUCUAUCAAUCAAUCAAUCAUCCUGCAUAUGAAGAAGGGUCUUAUUAUACAACUGCAGAAGCCAAGCUGCAGAGCUGUCUUGUGUGAAUAUGCGUGCGUACGUAUCUUAGAAGUGUGACUGGGGGCUCUGCGGCUUGGUCCAGCCAGUUCGAUCUGCUGCUUCCGUCAGGUUUCUGGACGACAUCUCUCAUACGUUCGCAUGUAGACCAGUCAAUAUGGUUGGAGCAUUCCAUCGUUCUCCAGUUACAAGGGCUCAGGGCUGUUCUAUGUGCAUGACGUGUCCACUUGAAGAAGGGUCGACAAGAAACCUGAGGUACGUGUCAUCGUAUUUCUCCUGUAUUCAGCCAAAACACGAAGAAGCUGCUUCUCAUAUGGGAAGUAGCCUGUUUGAGUGGGUUUGCUUCUAACCAGAGAGACUUGUGCACUUUGAUUUUGUUCGUCUCUUCACCAACGUUGACAAAAGUAGAAUAUCUAGAAUUAGCUUCUGCGGCCAGAAACCACAACAGAUGUUACUUUUGUUCUCAUACCGACAGCUGAAUUAUGUUUUAUACAUACACAUAUAUAUACAUAUAUAUAUUUUCUAAAGAUCCCAUGUGAGGCUGCGCCCCAGAGGCAUUAUUGUGUGUUAUCCCUACCCCGAUCUGGGGCCUGUCCCCAUGGUAUGAUACAUGAACUUCAUUUAGAUGUCAACUUGGAAUGUAAUAUUUAAUUUCUCUAUUAGAAGACACAGGUAGUGACCGCUGUGGAGGGAACUACAUGGAUACGUGUGUUGUGGGAGGUUUUUGCAUAUUGUAGUAGUGACUUUUUUUUGUAUCGUUUAAAAACAACUGCUGCUGUAGCUUAUUGAAGUCGUGUUUUGUGAUUUGUCUUGUAAGUAAACUAUCUCACUUGUCCAAAUAAAGCUCUUUGUCUUUAAAAGAUCAA